Messenger RNA from Struthio camelus australis, 840 nucleotides. Lineage: Eukaryota; Metazoa; Chordata; Aves; Struthioniformes; Struthionidae. The record is from RefSeq and is a predicted model, not a curated record.
AUGGCAACGGCCUUCUUUGCUGAGCUGAUGAAGCACCCAGUGCUUGAGGAAAGGAAGCUGCUUCGGCCUGUCCUCUCUGCCUUGGUGGACAAAACCCUGGACGCCAGCAGCGCUGUCCGCCAGAUGGCGGUGAGAGGCCUGGGAAACCUGGCCAGCGGAGCCCCAGAGGAGCUGAGGAAGCAUCAGGAGGCCAUUGUGGAGGUGCUACUGAGGGCCACCAAGGACGCCACCGCCCCGCAGAUCAUAGGGGAGAGCUUGUCAGCGCUGGCCAAAGUGGUGGCGGAGUUGAAAGAGAAGGGCCUUGGUGUCUCCUUCAGGGACAUUGCCCUGUGUACAAAGACUUUCUUUGAUGCUGAUGAGGCAGUCCUUCGUUUCUCCGCCUUCGCCUUGUAUGGAAUGCUGGCCUCCUCCGCCAAGAGGAAACGGCGCUCUUUUCUCAGCCAAGAGCUCCAAACUACUUGGGUCAGAAUUCUGCUCCACCUGCGCGACCCUGACCCUGGAGUUUACAAUGCCUGUCGCAGCACUUUCCUGCUGUGCACUCCGUUGCUGGGCCUGCGGAAGGUCCAGACGCAUGUUGCCCUGAACGCGGGGAAGAGUGCGGAAGAGCUCCAGGAAAGUGUCUGCAGUCACCUGGCCAGGAACGUCCCCGAGCUGCUGGAAAGCAUCUAUGACACCCUCAGGACCUACUUCUGGAGCUCGUGCUGGGGCAUGCGGACUGCGGCCGUCAAACUAACUGCUCUCCAGUUGCUGCAGGAAGACCAGCAUGCCAGCGUGCAGCAGGCAGCAGCUCAGGUCCUCAGAGACAACUGGCCAGAGCUGAGCCACGUUCAGACCACCUAG